Fraxinus pennsylvanica is the source of this 429-nucleotide messenger RNA. Lineage: Eukaryota; Viridiplantae; Streptophyta; Magnoliopsida; Lamiales; Oleaceae. The record is from the annotation of a GenBank genome assembly.
AUGACGACUCUACAGAAAUUCAAGUUGUUAGCUACACAGUGCGCAGUCGCCGGAAGCCCAACAAGGAGCCCAACUACAAGCCCAAUAAUCCACCUCCGACGGAGAAGAAGCACUCUCCGUAUGCUGCUCAGUCGUGGCGGAAGAAAGCUGCCGCCGCUCCGUGAAGUUGGAUCUCAGGACCGGCGGCCGCAGGGCGACGUAAAAUCGUCGGAAAGGGGGAAGGAAAUUGUUGUCAGACAUAAGCUGAAGGAUUUGUUUGUUUCGUCACCGCCGGCUUUCGAAAAGAGAAUUUCAGAGAAUAUGAGAGAAGGGCUGUUACCGGCGGCUGGAGUCGGUGGGGCACGUGCCCGACGACCGUUAACUGCUAUGUUCCGGCAGCGGUUGCUUAGGAGAGCUUGGCGGCCGGUGCUCGUCGGCAUACCUGAGUGA